Cuscuta campestris is the source of this 837-nucleotide messenger RNA. The record is from the annotation of a GenBank genome assembly. Lineage: Eukaryota; Viridiplantae; Streptophyta; Magnoliopsida; Solanales; Convolvulaceae.
CACGCCUUCUCCCUCUCCCCCCACUCCCCAAUUCAUUUCAAAGCUUCACUUUCUUGUUCAUCAAGCUCUGUUUUUUUAUUUUUAAAAAAAAAACAUUUUUAGAUCAAAACAAGAGAGAAAAAAAUAAUUCUGGUCGAGCCCUCUGAUGAGGGAAAGAGCAUCAAGAAAGCAUCGGGUUAAAAGGAGCAGUGAGAAUGGAGAGUUCGUAUUCUGCGCCGCCGCAUGCGGCUGACGCGUCCCGGCCGUCAUUGGGCUUCCCUCUCGGCACCGCCCUUCUCCUGAUCGUCAUCUUCUCCUUGAGCGGCGUCUUCUCCUGCUGCUACCACUGGGACAAGCUUCGAUCCCUCCGCCGCCGAUCUUUCCCCGACGACGGGCCCCACAAACCCACUUCAGAUUCACAACCUGAUUUAAAACAAAACCGGAGCCAGACUUUGCCGGUGGUAAUGCCGGGAGAUGAAGUUCCGAAGUUCCUAGCUUUGCCUUGUCCGAGGCAGCUGCCGCUGCCGGAGAAGAUUGUGGUGGAGGUGCAGAAGCCGCCGCCGCCGCCGCCGUAUAAGCCACCUCUCCGGGGAGUCGAAUCAGUGCCUUUCUAUUAGAUGGAAAUUAUGAAGAUCGUUGAAGAUUUGGGGAAAGAUUAGUGGGAAAGGCAGGUGGUUGGUUGGUGGAUUGCUCUGUUUUUAGCUUUCCCCUGUUUGGUUUUUCUCUGUUUAAUGGCCUAGGCUUGAAGUCUUUAUGUAGAUACCAAUUUUAAUUUUUCCUUGUUUUAUUUUUUUUAAUGAAAGAAUUUUGAUAUGACUUGUUUGGGAAUAACGUUUUAAAUUAAGAGCAUUUAUAAUG